AUGGAUACCAUCUUAGUCUUCAGCCUAAUCAUUUCAUCUUAUGAUUCCAACAAGAAAGAUAAAUACUUCUCUAGGCUACAAGUGGAGCAGCUGCUUGAGCUUUUCCCAAAGGAUGUGAGAAGCAUCAGGAAUUUGUUAAUGCAAGAAACUCACUCAGAAGCCAAAAGAGCCACAUCUAUCCAUAAUCAGACUAUGGCUAUCCUGCAGUGCCUUGGCUCUGGGAGCAAAGUGAAAGUCAAUCUUCUAUAUUCAGAGAGAAGGCCAGAGGUCAAGCAUAUUCUGAAGAACCUGAGAGCCAUUGCUAAUCCCCAAAGAAAUAGCUCUGCCUCUCCAAACUGUCACUUAACCGCUACAUCCAAGUUUCAGACUGAAUAUCUUCCAACAGGCAAAGUUUUUCUACCAGGGAUUUCCCACUGUAAGGUCUACUCAGUGAUGAAGGCUUCAUCAGACACUUUUACCAUCACUACCACAUCUACAAUUCCUGAGAAUAAAGGAGAGACAACUACAAGUACUGACACAGACAAGAACCUAGAGAUGAGGCAGAAAUGGAGAAUUGUGGUCAAAGUUCUGACUGCUGCUACAUUGUUGCUCAGUGCUGCCAUUAUAGUAUUUGUCAUUUUUGAAGUCCCAUGCCCUAGUUGGUGCCAAAAGGCCAGAAGGCUGUGCCAAUGCCAACAGUUAUGAAAAAUAAAAAAGAAGGAAGGAGACCAGCAGUCUGGGAUAGAUGAACCCCAGCUUGCCCCACAGCCUAAAAAGGGAAGUGUUCUCUUUGGACAAGAUGUUCCUAAGUCAUCAAACUCAAAGAAAGCUACAGGGAUCAUUGUUAUCCACCAGACAUACUUCUGA
Molecule: messenger RNA, 846 nt
Organism: Castor canadensis (American beaver)
Lineage: Eukaryota; Metazoa; Chordata; Mammalia; Rodentia; Castoridae
Gene: C11H17orf78
Product: chromosome 11 C17orf78 homolog
Source: RefSeq, a predicted model, not a curated record